Molecule: messenger RNA, 5952 nt
Organism: Myiozetetes cayanensis
Lineage: Eukaryota; Metazoa; Chordata; Aves; Passeriformes; Tyrannidae
Gene: SMURF1
Product: SMAD specific E3 ubiquitin protein ligase 1
Exons: 18
Coding region: 178-2391 (737 amino acids)
Biological process (GO): negative regulation of BMP signaling pathway; ubiquitin-dependent protein catabolic process
Molecular function (GO): protein binding; ubiquitin protein ligase activity
Source: RefSeq, a predicted model, not a curated record
GCGACCGAGGCUGCGGCGGCCGCCGCCACGCGGGGCCGAGGACCCCCCCCGGCAUCGUGAGGAGCGGGCGGGCCCGCAUGGCGGGGGUGCGAGGGGCCGCCGGUUGAGCUCGGCCGCCGCCGCCUCCUCCUCCUCCUCCUCCUCGUCCUCCUCCUCGCUCCUCCUGCUCCAGGCGCGAUGUCGAAUCCCGGUACCCGCCGGAACGGAUCCAGCAUCAAGAUCCGCCUCACAGUAUUAUGUGCCAAGAAUCUUGCAAAGAAAGAUUUCUUCAGACUUCCUGACCCAUUUGCAAAAAUAGUUGUGGAUGGGUCGGGUCAGUGCCAUUCCACUGACACUGUGAAGAACACGUUGGACCCCAAAUGGAACCAGCAUUACGAUCUAUACGUUGGGAAAACGGAUUCCAUAACCAUCAGUGUAUGGAACCAUAAAAAAAUCCAUAAGAAACAGGGAGCUGGCUUCCUGGGGUGUGUCCGACUCCUCUCCAAUGCCAUCAGCAGGCUAAAAGAUACUGGAUACCAGCGUUUGGAUCUAUGCAAACUCAACCCCACGGACACCGAUGCUGUCCGAGGCCAAAUAGUGGUCAGUUUACAGACACGGGACAGAAUAGGCACAGGAGGUUCUGUAGUAGACUGCAGAGGGCUUUUGGAGAAUGAAGGUUUCCCCAUUUUCAGAACGGUCUAUGAAGACUCCGGGCCGGGGAGGCCGCUGAGCUGCUUCCUGGAGGAGCCGGCGCCCUACACGGACACGACGGGAGCGGCCGGAGGAGGCGGCUGCCGCUUUGGGGAGUCCCCCAGCCAGGAGCAGCGGCUGCAGGCGCAGCGGCUCCGCACCCCCGACCUCCGAGCGCACGCCCAGACCCCCCAGAACCGGCCCCACGGGCACCAAUCGCCAGAGCUGCCCGAGGGCUACGAGCAAAGAACAACGGUACAGGGACAGGUUUAUUUUUUGCACACACAGACUGGAGUUAGCACAUGGCAUGACCCAAGGAUACCAAGAGACCUUAACAGUGUGAAUUGUGAUGAACUGGGACCUCUGCCCCCAGGCUGGGAAGUCAGAAGUACAGUUUCAGGAAGAAUAUAUUUUGUAGAUCACAACAACAGAACCACACAGUUCACAGAUCCACGACUACAUCACAUCAUGAACCAUCAAUGCCAGCUGAAAGAGCCCAGCCAGCAGCCUUUGCCAGCUCCAAAUGAGGGGUCCCUGGAAGAGGGGGAGGAGUUGCCUGCACAGAGAUACGAGAGAGACUUGGUACAAAAGUUGAAAGUCCUUAGACAUGAGCUCUCCCUUCAGCAGCCUCAGGCUGGUCACUGUCGGAUUGAAGUAUCCAGAGAGGAAAUAUUUGAGGAGUCCUACCGUCAGAUAAUGAAGAUGAGGCCAAAGGACUUGAAAAAGAGGCUCAUGGUGAAAUUCCGAGGAGAGGAAGGCCUGGACUAUGGAGGAGUAGCAAGAGAGUGGUUGUAUUUACUGUGCCAUGAAAUGUUGAAUCCCUAUUAUGGACUCUUCCAGUACUCCACAGAUAAUAUUUACAUGCUGCAAAUCAAUCCAGACUCUUCUAUCAAUCCUGACCAUUUGUCUUAUUUCCACUUUGUGGGGCGGAUAAUGGGUCUGGCUGUGUUCCAUGGACACUACAUCAACGGGGGGUUCACCGUGCCCUUUUACAAGCAGCUCCUGGGGAAGCCCAUCCAGCUCUCCGACCUGGAGUCUGUCGACCCAGAACUACACAAAAGCUUAGUCUGGAUCUUGGAGAAUGACAUCACGCCCGUCCUGGACCAUACGUUCUGUGUGGAACACAACGCUUUUGGGAGGAUUUUACAGCACGAGCUCAAACCAAAUGGCAGGAAUAUUCCAGUGACAGAAGAGAACAAGAAAGAAUAUGUCAGGUUGUACGUGAACUGGCGGUUUAUGAGGGGAAUAGAGGCACAGUUCCUGGCUCUGCAGAAAGGUUUUAAUGAACUUAUUCCUCAACAUCUCCUUAAGCCUUUCGACCAGAAGGAACUCGAGCUCAUCAUAGGAGGGCUGGAUAAGAUAGACCUGAACGACUGGAAGUCCAACACCCGCCUAAAGCACUGCAUGGCCGACAGCAACAUCGUGAAGUGGUUCUGGCAGGCGGUGGAAACCUUUGAUGAGGAGAGGAGGGCCAGGCUGCUGCAGUUCGUGACGGGGUCGACGCGUGUCCCACUUCAAGGUUUCAAGGCUUUACAAGGUUCUACAGGCGCUGCAGGACCCAGACUGUUUACCAUCCAUUUAAUAGAUGCAAACACAGACAACCUUCCAAAAGCCCACACUUGCUUUAACCGGAUCGACAUUCCGCCUUACGAGUCAUACGAGAAGCUUUAUGAGAAGCUGUUGACAGCUGUGGAAGAGACAUGUGGGUUUGCUGUGGAGUGAAAAAAGCAACCAAAGGAAACAGAUGCUAGCUCAUGGACCACCAAAUCAAAAGCUAGAAGAAGCUUGCUGUGAACUUCCUGCUAAGCUGUCUGAAGCAUCAGAACUCUGACAACUUAGAGAUCGGGCUGUUUCCCUUCCGCCGCUGGUGGAUGAGGGGUGGGGGGUCGGGCCUUUUGUUGGUGGUUCCCAACUCUGUUUUCUCCCCUUUGUUACAAUAACCCCUUCCCUCUUCUUCCAUCCCUCCCCCCCCCCAAACGAAAUGCAGCCAAGUUCAGCAUUUGGCUUUGGUUACACAGGAUAUUCUGCUAGAUUUGUAACACAUAUUGUGAUAGGGUGAGCGACCUGUGGGGUUUUUUUAAUAGGAGAAUCAAAGUGUAAUUAGGAAUGAGCUUAAUUUGCUGAGAACUUGCAACCGGUAGGUGCACCUGGUUAGUUUUGUCUUAAAUCAAACUUGAGCCUUUGUAGAGUCCAGCAGGUGCAGAGUGUCUGACUGGCACCAGAAUUCGCAUUGCACAUUUUAAACACCUGUUGAAAAAGUGAAAAACUUCUAGCAGAAAAUACCUCCAUAUGAACACUUAACUGAAAGGUAAAGAAAUCCAAGUUCUGCCUUAGCAGGAAGCUCCCAGUGGAAGCUGUGGCUCACCUUGAGAAAAGUGAAGGAAUCUGAGACAGCUUAAAUGGUAUUGAGUGGUGUCUUUUUGGUUGUCCUGGCUGAAAUCUGAUUGUUUUGCACAUGAAAACAAUUAAUUUCCUCCUGCAGAAUUACUUUCCAUAGUUCAUUCAGAAGUAAGUAGCUUGCAGAGAAGCCUUGUGAGGAGGAGACAGAGGGUGAAGAUCCGUUCAGCCCCAAAGCUGUGAUUUCUGUGCCACUCUUUUACCCCAGAUGUGUUUGCCUGACUUUUAAAUUCCGAGACUCACAUGGAAAUCACUAAAAGCCGAGUUAACAGAGCAAACUUCUGCUGCAAAUUUUCUGGCCUUGGGAAAGGUUUAUUUGGAGGUUGAGGUGAAAGGGGAACCAUGUAGUGAGUCCAUUUGAAGUGUUGUGGAAAGCUAUUGGAAGAAUUUAUGACUUCAGUUCUGUAGGGAUGAAAAUUUCUCCAGAGAGCCAUAUAAGGCUAUUUUUUCAAAUAUCUGAAACUAAUAUUAAAAGGUUUGUUCUCUUAACACGGGGGAAACAAAAGCAAAUCAAAUACCUGAAUCACUAACAUUUUUUUUCCACUUUGCACACCAAGAUGAGACAGUAUUUUAACAAAUAACACGGCUUCAGAGAGACCCAGUUAUCUGUCAAACAUGUCUAAACCUAAGUCAAGCAGACUUGCUCGUAUAGGAUUUUUUUUUUCUUUGGCAAGCCUGAUAUUUAGAGAGAUUCAUUACUGAACCAUUUAACAGAUGUUAUGUUUAUGGAAUAGUGCAUUGAAAUUCAGCUGUGGGUAAGAGAUCGUUCUUAGGAGACGUCUACUGGAAUACUUCUAUUUUGUCUUUUUUUUUAAUUGAAUUUGAUAAUAGCUUUAAACUGUGAUAGGACAGAAAGUAGACACGUGUCAAAACCCUGGCAUCGUUCUGUUUUGUUUGUUUGUGGUUUUCCUUUUGCCAUUGACCAUAAUUCUUGUGAUUUGCUGUUGGGAGUAAGGGUUGCAUCGGAGGUGUGAGAUUGUACCAAGCAGUGAGAUUUGCAGGGGGUGGCUCAAGAUGCUCAUCCUGCAAGACUCUACAGGAGAGGCCUGUUCAGACCCUUGUUCUGUAGGGGAUCUUUUGGCACUUGGGGACCAGUUUCUGCAGUUCUGGUUGUCGGGACGUAAAUGGAACUACACAACUCUUGCAGAGAAGAGAGGAGAUGCAGCUGUGGCAUCAGGUGGAGUAGCAGAGUCCCCACAGCCCGAGCUUUUCCAAAUGGCUUGGAAGCCAGACCUGUUCAUAGGGUGUAUUUAAUCUUUUCAGUACGUUUGAAUGUGCAAUAAACCAGUCAGAUAGGAAAAAAUGCAAAAUGGAUUAUUGCCCAAAAGCUUUGCAUGCAGUCUCAUGUGGAUUUGUCACUAAAAGAGUUUAAAAAAAAAAAAGACCCCAAACCCAGAUACUAAAGGCCAGCCCUAACAAAAAUCCUAUCACACAAAGCUCUACCUGCAGCUCAGCUGGCUCAGUGCAAACCAAGCGAGGUGAAGGGAAAAGGCCCUUGAUUUGGAGAUCUGUAGGUCAAGUAGCUUUAUGUCAGCGACACAGUUGACAUACGGUAGUUCCUAAUGUCUUUGCUAGGUCAGUGUUUUAUUGAAUGCACAAAAUAAGAUUAGGCAAGGAUCGUUGUUCCGAAAAGUCCGUCUGUUUUUUUGCUGUGUUUUAAAGCCCUUGUCGAGGUACCUCCUCCGUGCUGACGGCGACGAGAACGGGGCGCUGUCUUUUUGAUUAUUUCAGUUCUCUUUCCAACAGCUUCACCACCUCUCCCAUCGUGUUGUCUUUGCAAUUUCGUGCCACUUCAGCGACGAUGACGACGACAUUCCCUGUCCUGUCCUGUACGUGCGUUCGAGGCAGGCCUUAAAGCUGGUUGGGUGGAUGGAGGAGCAGCGAGAAGCGAGGUUUGGAGCCACGGCUUGUGCUUCCUGUGGCCAGUUCCAGGGCCAGGGAAGGACGGGAUGCAAACAGGAGUUUGUGUGGCUCGGGUAACCUCAGCUGCCUGAAUUGGUGUGUCCAUUCCCACUCGGUCUGCCAGCACUUGAACUGGUUGUAAACUUCUCAAACUUGCCCAAAGAAUAACAUCGAGUCCGGUGUCCAUUCUGUCAUUCCACGUCCCACCUUGUGCGCGGGUGCUCUUGGAUCUGACCCGAAGGGAAUACGAGGUACAGCGUGUCUGUCGUUCCUGUCCUCACGGCAAACCCAGCAGCUGCCGUGCCCUGAUCCUGCUCCUCAGCCUUUACUCUACGCUCAGGGAUGUAGGAAAAAACCCCCACUCUGCUCGUGUUUCCAGCCGGGGAGAAACGAGACUGUCGGAUGGGUGUGAGUGUUCACUUGGGCAUUACGUCAGAGGAGACCCCGCUCCACAAAGGCUGCUCCAGGCUCCGGGCGGUGCGACCGGCGCUCGCUCAGCAGUUUGGCCUCACUUCGAGUUCGAGGUGGUUCCAAAAUCCAGCAGAUUCCGUAAAUUACUGAUCCAGCCACCGGGCCCCUCUGGAGCCGGUGCCCAGGUUCAGGGCCGUGUGGUACAGCAAGUUCCCAGAAACACAGUAUGGAUCUGGUUUUAAUUUGUUAAUUUUUGUUGUUGUUGUUGUUGUUCCUCGACCACUUUAUAAUGUAUUUUUUUAAUUUAUUAUUAUUUUGUAAUGUCAUGUUUUAAGUAUUGCUGCUAUCCUUGUUAUUCUUCCCACUGUUUUUAUUGCAGAUUUAUUUUGUGAAAGUUGUACACUAAUGUUUCAUUUUAUGUCUAAAUCAAAGUAUUUAAAGAAAUACUAGUUCUAUUUAAUGUGGUUAUGGAACCAGCUGGAAUAAACAGUGAUUGUAUAGUAGGCUGGACCCAGGAGGUCAUGUUCAUUUUUGUUACAUAUGCAAUAAACUCACAACUUUAAACUCUUGCUA